This is a messenger RNA of Phytophthora sojae, 522 nucleotides long. RefSeq lists its product as hypothetical. The record is from RefSeq and is a predicted model, not a curated record. Lineage: Eukaryota; Oomycota; Peronosporomycetes; Peronosporales; Peronosporaceae. Bases 1 to 522 code for a protein of 173 amino acids. The transcript is spliced from 2 exons.
AUGACGUGCGUUCGGCACCACGGAGGCGCAGAACAUGUAUACGGUGCAGCCAUUCCCGGUGUCGUGGAGAACGCGAUCGUCGAGGGAACGCUCAACACGACAGAUCCUUUGCUCGGAGGCCUGCUGGACGCCGUCAGGUCGCCCCGGGAUCGCCACCUCGAGCUGCUUCUGUCCGAGCACGUGGUCAACACUGUGCAGUAUCCUCCCGACUCGCAUUGCGUUCCCAAGUCCUUAGCUGCGCUCAAGCUCGCCGCCAAUAUUGGCACACUUGCUGGUGGUCCUAAUAGGUUCCAGGGUCGACACGGGACCACGAAGCUUGAGACGGGCACUGCACGUGUACAUGUAGUAUCUCCUCAGGCGACAUCGGCCGCAACGCACGACGCGAAAAUUCGCUCUUUGCUGCCCUCUUGGACUCACCACGUGCUACGUCGGCCAAGGAGAUCCGCUAAACAAAACUACGCGUUGUACACUGCAACACGGCGUCGUCUCUCACAACGAGGCGACAAAUCUUCAGGUUAUUAA